This is a messenger RNA of Lotus japonicus, 754 nucleotides long. RefSeq names its product succinate dehydrogenase subunit 6, mitochondrial. The record is from RefSeq and is a predicted model, not a curated record. Lineage: Eukaryota; Viridiplantae; Streptophyta; Magnoliopsida; Fabales; Fabaceae. The transcript has 4 exons. Bases 115 to 552 code for a protein of 145 amino acids.
AACACAAGUUUACAAUAAUCGAAAUCAGACGAGUCCGAGACUGAAACUGUGGCGUGGGUUUGCUGCGAUUGCUUUGAGGGAAACAACAAGUGAAGGAGUAAAGAAGAGGGGUUAAUGGCGGACACCACACAAGGUUCAUCGUCCUUCUGGGAUGGCUACAAAGAAUUUUGGUCACAGAGGUUUGCCUUUCUGGGCAACUAUUCCAAGUUUGUGAAGCGUGAGAAACCUGUCCGUUCCUGGUCUAGCUCUGAUGUUGAGGAGUUUAUUGCUUAUGAUCCGGUUCACGGACCCGUCCUGAAAACUGCUAGAGAAGCAGUGCAAUAUAGUGUCGCUGGAAGUGCUUUGGGAGCAGUAGUUACUGCAGGUGUUGCCUUGAAAUAUUCAAAGAGCUUACAUGGUGCUGGACUGUCUCUUUUAGCUGGAGGUAUAUUUGGGUGGACAUUUGGGCAUGAGGUUGCAAAUCAUGCACUUCAACUUUACAGGGUAGACACAUUGGCUGCUGAGGCUAAGUUUCUGGACUGGUGGAAAUUUAAGACUGAAGGAAGUGAUUAAAGCUGUUGGCUUCUGGGUGUUAAUGCUGCGUGCAUUUGUUACCGUUUCAUGGAAAUUGAGAAUAAUUUUUGUUGUUGCCUGUGGGAUUUGUGUCCUCUGAAUAAGUACUUUGAUGUGAUCAAGUUUUAGAACCAAUGCAUCAUAUGGCAAAACAGGUUGACUUUAUGACAUUUUUUCUGACUGUAUGUGGUGAUUUUUGUUA